Messenger RNA from Morchella sextelata, 1301 nucleotides. RefSeq lists its product as uncharacterized. The record is from RefSeq and is a predicted model, not a curated record. NCBI's taxonomy places the organism in Eukaryota, Fungi, Ascomycota, Pezizomycetes, Pezizales, Morchellaceae. The transcript has a single exon. The annotation marks the transcript as partial.
AUGAGAGAAGAGCGGGAGCAGGAGAAAGGGGAGCAACGAGCUUGGUUUGCGCAAUUCAAGCGGUCCGAUGAGGAAAGAAACCAACGGAUAGCCGAGAUGGAGGAACUACUGCGACAACACCUGUCAGUGGCACCUUCCGUGGCCAGUGCUCCUUUAGACCCUAAUGCACCCCGAACGGUUCCUGUUGGCAACGGCAAGAACCCCCAAAAUGCCGGCCCUCAAACAUCAGGGAACGGCAAGCAACCAGAAGAAGCUGGUCCAGUUGGAGGCAACGGAGGCAAAAAACCGGAGGACGCCGGCCCAGUACAGGGAAACAGUGGCAGGCGACCGGUGGGAGCUGCUCCGGUAGGAGGGAAUGGUGGAAAUCUACCUCCCCGAAAUCCACCAAGAGGAAACGUUGGGGGAGAUCCAGAACCUUCCGACGACGAUGACGACGAUAACAGUGAAUGGUCACACGGUCGGAAGAAUUGGAGAAUGAACCGAGGCGGGAACCGGAAUUCGGCGCCGCCUGAAGACGACGAUAUGGUAGAUUCGCUCGCCAAAAUACCCUUUGAGUUCGAUAAUGCCAGAAAGCAUAAUCUGCGGCAUUGGCUCAUGGAGUGCGAGAUCUACUUCGAGCAGAAGCCCAAGAAGUUCCGAACGGACAGAAACAAGGUACUGUUCGCUGGGACGUAUACGUGUGGGUUGGCAAAGGAAUGGUUUAUGGAAUAUAUCGAGACCAAGAUGCUUGGACCGGCAGCCGCGGACUACGCUACUUGGACUCGGUUCCGUCAGGAGAUUAGGAAACGUUUUCUAAGCACUCAAGAGGCUAUGGAGAACGCGAUGAAGAUGCAGCAGUUUAAGUACUCUGCCAACAUCGGAGACUACCUGACGAGAAUGGAGAUCAUGAACCAGCAUGCUCAGAUGAAAGGAGCAUCCUAUCGCGCCGCCCUGCUCCAAGGGCUACCAAAUGAAAUCCGGGAGCGCCACUCACGCUUCGAUCCAACCGAUGACGACUCCGAGUACAUCCAACAGUUGGAACGAGCCGGCAAGGCUCAUGAGGCUUAUCAAGAGCAGAUGAAAAUGUUGGGGAAAGCGGAGUCGAGAGGAAGGGAGACGAAUAAUGGUGGAAACUCGCGGCAAAAGGAGAAGGGGUUUAAGAUCAAGGGGAGGGCUCAGACUGAGGAGAAAGAAAAAGGGCAAGAUAAGAAGAGCACCAGCAAGAACAAGUCGGGAACAAGCCAAUAUACCACGACUACGACGAAGCCACCAAAGGAGUUCCACAGCCGGUCCGAGAACAGCGAAAGACCGAUGGAGCCUGU